Messenger RNA from Peronospora farinosa, 516 nucleotides. The record is from the annotation of a GenBank genome assembly. Lineage: Eukaryota; Oomycota; Peronosporomycetes; Peronosporales; Peronosporaceae.
AUGCAGAUGAAGGUGGCCAUGGAUAAGCAGACGUCGAGGCGUAUCGUUAAGGUAACCAACUACGCGCUAGUUCAGGUGCUGAAGGCCACAGUGGCGCGUCUUCGCAAGGUCGAGAUGGAGUUAGGUGAUCUGGAAUUAGCGCUCGAGGACGAACAGGAGGAGGUUGAGUCGUACAGUGACGACAUUGACGACUGUCACGAUCGUAUUGAAGACAUUGACGAGUUUGUGCGUGAGCUUGAGGCCGGUAAUGUUUGUACGGUGAGCGACUUGGCGGCAGCGCUCUUGGAGAUGACCGAGGAGCGCAAGGAGGAACAGAAGCUGUUGAAGGUGCUGGGCGACGCACGCGCGAGCCACGAGCAGCAGUUCGAGCAGCUGCAUAGCCAGUCUGUUGCGCUUAAGAAGGAGCGCCUUCUGCUGGUUAAGACCCGCUUUGAGAUUUGCUGUCUUUUUCACCGUAACGGCGUCUUUAAUCUCGUGCGACGGAGGCUGGCAGUGUUUAACCCUAAGCUGCUGUAA